AUGUUUAUCCAAGGAUCUGCUAAAACGUUUCAUAUCAGAAGAGCUGAGCUGGGAGUUACGGAGGAUCUGCUGAAACGUUUCAUGUCAGAGGAGCUGGGAGUUAUGGAGGAUCUGCUGAAACGUUUCAUAUCAGAGGAGCUGGGAGUUACGGAGGAUCUGCUAAAACGUUCCAUAUCAGAGGAGCUGAGCUGGGAGUUACGGAGGUAUCAUCCUUGUCGUCCACGUCACGACCUGCUGUCCGCUAUCCAAACAUUUGGUUUGGGAUUUGUGACGAGAAUGUAUUUGUCCUCUGAUGAGGCUAUCAUCGAGCUGGUACACUGGAAAUUAUCAUCAGGAUCCCCGGUACAGUGGGAGGCACAAGUAUACAUGCAAAACGUGAUGUUGAGGUAUACAGAAUGGCGUAAUCUUAGUUACGACGCCGUAAACCAAAGGGAAUUUAGGUCAGCGGAAGUAGACGUGGCGGCAGAGCAUGAUCACAUCGAUACUCUUAUUCUCUGGAAAGAGAAGAAAAUGUACGAGGUGAAUCGGUUUUUUAACGAGUGUACAAUUACAAACCUGUCUGGAGAGUUUAGACCCCGAGGUGUGCCGGCGUCCAAUACCACUUAUGAAGAGGGCUACCUAAUUGGGGGUCAAGGGUUACCAGGCGAACACAUGACAGUCUAUAACUUUUACACGGAACUGGCAGACGGUCACCUAACCAGUCUCGUGUCCCACCCAAGCUGUUUCCCUAUUUGGGAUUACCAUUACACCACUGACCAAGGAAUCCAACACAGCAUAUACCAAGGUUUGACACUAGGUAUAGCCGAUCCAAGUGUCUUUGAUGUCCCAAAGCUUUGCCUCAAAUAG
Ylistrum balloti is the source of this 846-nucleotide messenger RNA. RefSeq names its product mammalian ependymin-related protein 1-like. Bases 1 to 846 code for a protein of 281 amino acids. Gene Ontology annotation, cellular component: extracellular region; lysosome. Gene Ontology annotation, molecular function: calcium ion binding. The transcript has 7 exons. Lineage: Eukaryota; Metazoa; Mollusca; Bivalvia; Pectinida; Pectinidae. The record is from RefSeq and is a predicted model, not a curated record. Gene Ontology annotation, biological process: cell-matrix adhesion.